Malania oleifera is the source of this 1461-nucleotide messenger RNA. RefSeq lists its product as uncharacterized. Lineage: Eukaryota; Viridiplantae; Streptophyta; Magnoliopsida; Santalales; Ximeniaceae. The record is from RefSeq and is a predicted model, not a curated record. The transcript has 2 exons. Bases 1 to 1461 code for a protein of 486 amino acids.
AUGAUGGUGAACUUAAAUUUCCCUGAUCAAAUGAUUGCUUGGGUCAUGGAGUGUGUCACGACUACAUCCUUCUCUAUUUCACUUAAUGGGAGAUUAAAUGGAUUUUUCAAAGGCAAGAAAGGGCUCAGGCUCCUAAAGUCCCUGGAGGGCAAUUUCAAUUUCAAGUUCCACCCUAAAUCUAAAGAACUAAAGAUCAUUCACCUGGUAUUUGCUGAUGACCUUAUGUUGUUCUCAAAGGGUGAUGCUAUUUCCGUAAGAUUUCUUAUGGACUGUCUGAAUGAGUUACUUACAGCUAACAGUCUGAAAUCCAACCUUUAUCAGGCUGGUAUGAAGCCACAGGUUUUGGAAGGAAUUUUGAAUCAAACAGGAAUCAAAGAGGGCAAAUUUCCUUUUAAAUACUUGGGGGUACCACUGCUGCCUUCCAAAUUAAAUGCUGUCCAUUAUAGGCCACUGGUUGAUCGAAUUGCUAGGUGGUUCAAGGGGUGGCCUGGCAGCACUCUUACCUAUGCUGGUAGAUUAGAAAUAAUUAACUCGAUUGUCCAAGGCUUUGAAUGUUUUUGGCUUGCUAUUUUCCCCAUUCCACUGAAUGUCCUAAACCAAGUAAUUAAGCUUUGUAGAGUAUUUUUGUGGGGUGGCAGGAGGAAGCCUUUGGUUGCCUGGAGUGAAGUCUAUAAACCAAAAGAUGAAGGAGGUUUAGGAGUUUUUGAUCUCAAGUCUUGGAACAGAGCAUUUUUGACAAAAGCACUAUGGAAUGUACAAGCUAAGAAGGAUAGUCUUUGGAUAAAAUGGAUUCACCAAUGUUACUUGAAGGAUACUGGAAUCUGGUAUGCUGCAACCAAAAAAGAAGACUCUCCCCUCUUCAAAAGAUUAGUUGAAAUUAAAGAUCAACUUGUCCAAAAAGCUGGAAGUGUGGCUGCAGCUAUUGAAAAUAUGCAAAGAAUAGGGAAUGAACCUCACAUGUUUUAUGAUUUCUGGAGGGAGAAUAGUCAUAAAAUGCCUUGGAUAAAAUCCGUAUGGCUGAAUGGAAUCACCCCGAAGUAUGCUUUCUGUUUGUGGCUGGGUUGGAAAGGAAGACUUCCAACAUGUGACAAGGUGUAUGGUGAUGGGAUUGACCCUAGAUGCACAUUCUGUAAUAGGGACAUGGAGACAUUGGACCAUAUCUUCUUUGGUUGUAAAUACUCGGCUGAAGUUAUGGAUAAUAUAAGGAAUUGGCUUGGAAUUAAAAGGGCUAUGACAACAAUCAAUGCAGCGGUUAAAUGGUUACAUAAAGAAGCAAAAGGAUUUGGAGUGCACUCCACUGGAAAGAAAAUUGGAUUGGCCACUAUUGUGUAUCUCAUUUGGCAUUCUAGAAAUAGGAAAAGAAUUGAAAAUCAUGUAAUUCCUCCUAUAGAUCUAUGUAAAGUUAUACAAAGACAUAUCUAUAGGGUGAUGUUUGAUAAAUUUGAUAUGUUCUCAACUUAA